AUGUUUCGUCAAAGAACAAGCUCCCAAAAACCAGGGUAUGAUCUUCUCGCCAACUUCCGACAACAAUUCCCAGAAGUUGCCGUGGUCAGAUCCUCGACCGCAGCGCCGGGUAUCUUACAGACUAUUGCUGGCGAGAAGCCAAUUCUACCCGCUGCUCCGUUACCCGAUAGAUCGCAAGGUCUCGGUCAGGAUGCCUUCCGCAACCAGGACCCGACUCCACGGGCUACCGACGAGCCUUGGAGAUUCACACCUUCUCUAUUAGACCCUAACUCUAUGUCCUUUGCCAGCUUUGCCAAUGCACCUCCUGGUUACUACACACCUACUCCGAGUAGUACUAACACACUUUUUCACCCACAAGCGGGCAACGUGCAAACCCCGACCAUGGGUCUCGGCAUGGGUCUCGGCACGCCGCUUUCUAUGCCCAACUCAGGAGACGUGGUGCAAUCCGUACCUGGCCCUGCAGUUGUUGAGAUGGCCGGAUUCCAACCUUUGCCAGCUCAUCCGUUUCACCAUUUCAACCCCUUCAUCCAGGCCCCCCUUCCGCAGCAGUCCUUUGCGCCAUCCACCUUUGUUCACCAGGACACCGGCUAUGAGGCUAUGGACUCGGAACCCUCUGAAGAGCGAAUGUCCUCGAUUGGCGCAACUCUCCAGAAGUUGGGUCCCAUGAUGGGACUUCAGACUCGCCAAUUCCCCCGCACGCACAUGGCACAUCAACUGCCUCCUGCCGAGAAAUUCCGAUUCCAUUGCACCCUGAACGCACCCACAGCCAUGAUUAAGCAGUCAGACGAGAUCCCUGUCACUUAUCUUAAUAAAGGACACGCCUAUUCUCUGUGUGUCGCUGAUACCAACUCGACCUUGCUAGUUGCUCCAGGCACCAGAUAUCGCACAUUUCGGCAACGGCCCGGCGUUUGUUGGGGGCUUUGGAAAGAUGGGAGGGGAACUAACGAGGCGCAUCAACGAGGUGGGAAAUUACAGGCAGUCGAAUUUGUCGAAGCCGGGCAGCCAGCGGAGGGAGACGGCAAGCGAACCUGUGUGGAGCUAGAGACGUCCUCCUUUGACGGUUUCUCUGUUAUCUGGACCCCCGGUAUCAACGGCUCCGCGGAGGUCAACAUUGCGGUCCGCUUCAACUUUUUAUCGACCGAUUUUAGCCGUUCCAAUGGCGUGAAGGGUAUUCCAGUCCGGCUAUGCGCGAAGACGAACCCGGUCCCUUGCGAUUCGUCACGGCCCGCUGCCGACGCCAAUCCAGAGACGUGCUUCUGCAAGGUGAUGCUUUUCCGUGACCACGGUGCGGAGCGCAAACUUUCCAACGACGUGGCUCACGUUAACAAGUCAAUCGACAAACUCAAGCAGCAAAUCGCUCAGGCGGAAAGCGGACUCAAGGAUUUCGGCAAGCGAAAACGUUCAAGUGGUGCAGCCAGGAUCAUUGAAGCACAAAGGCCUGGUGGCGGUGGAAGGCCGUCUAUGGAAGAAGACCAGCACUUUAAGCUACAGACUCUCCAGUACAUGUUUACCAGACCGCGGCCUGUCAGUAUUCUAUAUCUAAGAGGCGAAGAACUUGACGACCCCGAUCUCCACCCCGUCUCGCUUCCGGGAGACGUAUCGCCGCUGACCAAGCCGGAGGGCCAGGAUGGUUCCAACUGGCAGGCCAGGAGCGGCCACAGCUCUGUCACAGGAUCGAUGAUUUACCCCUCACCCAGUUCGCUAUCGCUGAUAUCGCAAACUUCUGGUAUUGGCUCCGGAGGCCAGCGGCAGGGCUUUGACUCCAUUGGCCCAAGUAACACGUCGCGCAAGGGAUCCGAAGCACCCACGAAAGUCAGCAAGAUAGAAGACGACGGCAGUCUCAACGGAUGGAUUGAGGCGCUCGGCGUUGACGCAUCUUAUCGUCCUCCCCUGGAACCCGCACCAAAACCUGUCGCAUGCCUCUAUAUUCUACGGCGCACCCAGGGUUCGACAAGCAAGCCAGAUUAUCAUCGGGCCAUCUAUCUGAUGCAACGCUCGCUCAAAGAGCUGAACAACAAGAUUGCGGCCAAGUGGGAUCUCGACCCCUCCAAGAUCCUCCGUCCCAUCCACUCCAUUCAGAACAGUUUGGAUGUUGAGAUGGAUGAUGAUGAUAUCCAGGAGUUGAGAGAAGGCCAAGACAUGGUUCUUGUGAUUGAGGAGGUUGCCGGCAAGCCCGCAGAUGUGAAGCAGGAGUGGGGAAUGGCGGUUGAUCCCAUGAAUGACUUGACUGAGCCACCAGCGAACCAACAGGUGGGCGGCUACGUCCUCCGACUUGCGUUCUAA
Fusarium redolens is the source of this 2283-nucleotide messenger RNA. Its product is annotated as CP2 transcription factor-domain-containing protein. Gene Ontology annotation, molecular function: RNA polymerase II cis-regulatory region sequence-specific DNA binding; DNA-binding transcription activator activity, RNA polymerase II-specific. The transcript has 5 exons. Gene Ontology annotation, biological process: regulation of transcription by RNA polymerase II. Gene Ontology annotation, cellular component: nucleus. The coding region runs from base 1 to 2283 and encodes 760 amino acids. The record is from RefSeq and is a predicted model, not a curated record. Lineage: Eukaryota; Fungi; Ascomycota; Sordariomycetes; Hypocreales; Nectriaceae.